AUGGCCAUGCAGCCGUGCCGAUCAGGUCUGGCGCGAGGCCAGCAGGUCCUCAGAGCCGCCAGCCUGCGCGCCUGCUAUUCCACCGCUGCCACCACCAACACCACCCCCGAUGCCUCGACGGCCUACCGAGCACGAAGGGGAAGAUGGGAAGUCACACCCGAGGGCAUGAGCGCACCGAUCCGGAUGGACUUUGCGAAGAAGCCCCAGAACAAAAUCUGGGCAGUCAACAACGACCCCCGCGUCCUGAACGAGAUGUACGACGAGCUGCUGGGUCCCAAUGGAAGCAGGAUGCUCCCCGACGAGCUGAAGUGGCUCGCCAUCACACACAAGAGCUUCGACCAGGGAAGGAGAGGAUUUAAUGACAAGCUGGCACUUAUGGGUCGUAUGACCCUUGUCAUGGAGGCAGCAAAAGACAUUGUGAGCAAGGAGCCGCUGCCGGGAGCCAAGGCCGUCGACGAGUUCGAGGGCGAGAGACAACCAUUCGAGUCACCGCAGCUGUCACAAGUCGAUAACCUCAAUGUGAGGACUCCCCAAACCGUAGCCAGCAAGGAAAGCAUCUACAAGCUUGCGCAGAGCGUUGGUAUGCCCAACGUGGUUCGAUGGAAGCCUAGACUCCCCCACAACCUCGACUCCUCGGGUGUAGAGGUCGUCAUGAAUGGUGCUGUUCUUGCAAUCAUUGGCGCCAUCACCCUACAGCACGGCGCAGAGGUUGCCAGCAAGGUUGUCAGGGAGAGGAUACUGGGCCGUUUACGUCAAUUUUAA
This is a messenger RNA of Clonostachys solani, 762 nucleotides long. NCBI's taxonomy places the organism in Eukaryota, Fungi, Ascomycota, Sordariomycetes, Hypocreales, Bionectriaceae. The record is from the annotation of a GenBank genome assembly.